GGCGCUGCGCAGCCAAACAGCCCCCGGAUUUUCUUGCUCAAACCCUCUUUGCUAGCAACGGCACCGGUGGGCGGUGGGAUAAUUUAUCGCGCGUCUCCUCGGGGGAGCCGGAACCCUAGCCCUCUCCGCCGGCGGCGAUGUAUCCGGCGGGGGCCGUGGUGGGGGCGGCGCCCGCGGCGGCGCCGAACGCGGCGUCGCGGGUGGACAAGGCGACGAGCCACCUGCUCAUGGGGCCCGACUGGGCCGUCAACCUCGAAAUCUGCGAUAUCAUCAACGCCGACGUCUGGCAAACAAAGGAUGUGGUAAAGGCAGUGAAGAAACGAUUGCAGAACAAGGACCCAAAGGUUCAAUUCUAUGCUUUGACGCUUUUGGAGACAAUGAUGAAGAACUGUGGCGAAUAUGUUCAGUUCGAAGUUUCUGAACAGCAUGUUCUGCAAGAAAUGGUUAAAAUUAUCCAGAAGAAGAAUGAUAUGCGAGUAAGGGAUAAGAUAUUGUUACUUUUAGACUCCUGGCAAGAGGCAUUUGGUGGACCUGGAAGUAAAUACCCGCAAUAUCAUUGGGCAUAUCUUGAAGUAAAGCUGUCCAUUCCCAGGACGCUCAACCAACUGAGCAAAAGAGAAAGUGAACAGACGACAGGUGUGGUGUUCCCAAGACGUCCUAUAGAUGCCCCACCAAUAUUUACUCCUCCUGCUACACAUAAUUCUCAAACCUAUGGUUCACCCAGAUAUGUCGCGGGAAGUCUUAAUGACAGAAUGUCCUCAGAUGUUGAGACUCUGAGUUUAGGGGACUUGAAUAAAAUUCGAAAUGUGACAGACCUACUGAAUGAUAUGGUGCAUGCUUUGAACCCAUCUGAUCGUAUGGCUGUUAAUGAUGAAAUUAUCACAGAUCUUGUGACCCAGUGUCGCUCAAAUCAACAAAAGCUUUUGCAGUUUGUCAGUUCAACAGGGAACGAGCAGUUACUUAAGCAAGGACUGGAAAUAAACGAUCUCUUACAAAGUGUACUUUCAAAAUAUGAUGCCAUGGCCACUGGUACUCCUUUGGCGGUUGAAGCACCUGCGAGAGAGACAGUUGAGGUUCCUAGAGAGGCUCCUGCAGUAAAGCCAUCUGCACCUCCUGAACAUAUCAACGUUGCUGAUGAAGAGGAAGAUGAGUUCGCCCAGCUGGCGCAAAGGAAAAAUAAAUCUGUGGUAAGUAGCGAUGAUGCAUCAUCAAGCACUGGGGACCUUGCCCUUGUACCCAUUGAUCCAGCAGGUUCAGAGUCGUCAUCUUCUGCUGCAAGCAACGCAUUGGUUCCUCUUGACCCAGCUCCCAGCAGUAGCACUGAAUCUAAAGAGCUGGAUAUGAUCGACCUUCUAAGCCUCACCUUGUGCAGCCCUACUCCUGAAACUUCUACAGAUUCUUCAACACAGAAUCAAAAUGAACCUCAGCAACCUACAGUUACAAAUGGACAUCAAUAUCCUUCUGCUGUGAAACAAUAUCCUUCGAACUACCCUCAGACGACAAACCAGGUAUAUACUCCACAAAACAGCAAUUACGUUUCAACUUGGGCCCACACAGGAGCAUAUCCAUCUCAGCCUCCAGCAUAUGCAUCUGGCUAUCAAGCAGCACCAUGGGCGUCUACUCCUGCAACAGUUGAUUCUAAUCCUUUCCUUUCGGCCGCUUACCAAGAGCCACUACACUCGCCUGUUGCUUCCACCGCCCAAACUACCACCUAUGCACCUCUCCCAGUUUCAUAUGCCUCUCCAGUGCCUUAUGGACCCCCUGCAACCUCCCAGCCAAUUCAACAUUACAAUUCUGUGGAUUAUCCACCAACCAAUGGACUGACUGCGACUCAAGCUCAAAUGAAUGGGAAUCAACAACCAAAAGCUUCUUCUGCAGUGGCUAACAAACCAUACUACAUACCUGGUAAUUUAUUCAGUGAUUUGAUUGACCUGAAGGGUUUCAGUGGUGGAAAUAAGAUGGGUGGGCCCACUAGUAUGGGUAGCUCAAAUGGUGGUCAACCUAUGAUUGGUGGAAAGAAAUAGGUUUGUGUCAAUAUGACUGGUGGUGAUCAGUAGUUUCUUUUCUUGAUAUCUAUCUCUUGGGUUCGAUGUACAUUUGCUGUAUAUCACCGUUCCCUCGUUUGACAUGUUUGGUAACAUUGGUUGAUUCGUGGGUGCUACUGUUAAGUUAAAAGAGAGAUGUAGACGAUUGUUCAUGUAUAUAAAUGAUUAACAUA
This is a messenger RNA of Phragmites australis (common reed), 2218 nucleotides long. Its product is annotated as TOM1-like protein 6. Bases 138 to 2024 code for a protein of 628 amino acids. The transcript is spliced from 10 exons. Gene Ontology annotation, biological process: protein transport to vacuole involved in ubiquitin-dependent protein catabolic process via the multivesicular body sorting pathway. The record is from RefSeq and is a predicted model, not a curated record. Gene Ontology annotation, molecular function: ubiquitin binding; phosphatidylinositol binding. Lineage: Eukaryota; Viridiplantae; Streptophyta; Magnoliopsida; Poales; Poaceae.